AUGCAAAACUGGCAGAGUUUUUGGUCAGUUGUUACAAGAACCAAUGAUGCUAAUAAAGUCACGGGGAUUUUUGUUAUAUUAUGCUCCAUUUUUGUGGUAAUUGCUACCUUGUUCACAAGCUUGCAUGUGAGAUAUGUAUAUCUUGGUGUCACGACAAAUGAGCUAGAUAAAUGGUCAGAAAUUGAACAUCUUGUCGAUAUUGGUGUUUUGUAUAAAGUUCUGCCACCCAUAGAAGAGGAGACUUUUGUCGAGAAGGGUUUUCUCACUGGGGAGCCGGUAUAUAUUAGUUUGAAAGAUGAAAGAAUUUUAAAUGUGGAUGAGGUUUCAUUAGUACCUGUUGAGUCUGUGGUUAGUGAUAUAAACAAUAUAUACGAUAAGGGAUUCUGGGAAAACCUUAGAGAAAGGCUUCAAAUUUAG
Messenger RNA from Lodderomyces oxycetoniae, 417 nucleotides. Its product is annotated as palmitoyltransferase. The record is from RefSeq and is a predicted model, not a curated record. Bases 1 to 417 code for a protein of 138 amino acids. The transcript has a single exon. NCBI's taxonomy places the organism in Eukaryota, Fungi, Ascomycota, Pichiomycetes, Serinales, Debaryomycetaceae.